This is a messenger RNA of Coffea eugenioides, 716 nucleotides long. Its product is annotated as UPF0235 protein C15orf40. The record is from RefSeq and is a predicted model, not a curated record. NCBI's taxonomy places the organism in Eukaryota, Viridiplantae, Streptophyta, Magnoliopsida, Gentianales, Rubiaceae. The coding region runs from base 13 to 399 and encodes 128 amino acids. The transcript is spliced from 4 exons.
AACCCGCAGAAAAUGGCUCCAAAUAAGAAAUCCAAACCCAAACUCAACUCAGCCGAGUCAACUCAGUCUCCAUCCACUUCUCAAUCCAAAUUCCCCGCCUGCCUCCGCUCCGUUCCUCCUUCCUCCGUCGCCAUCACCAUCCACGCCAAGCCCGGUUCCAAGCUCGCCACCAUCACUGAUAUUAAUGAUGAAGCAUUAGGAGUCCAAAUUGAUGCCCCUGCCAAAGACGGCGAAGCUAAUGCUGCACUUCUUGAUUACAUCAGCUCUGUGAUAGGGGUCAAAAGAAGACAAGUUUCUAUAGGCUCUGGUUUGAAAUCACGGGACAAGGUUGUGGUUGUAGAGGAAGUAACUUUACAGGGUGUGUUUGAUGCGCUUGACAAAGUAUUAAAGGGCCAAUAAAAGUAGCAGGUCUUUGAAAGUAUGGUGGAAUCAUUUCCUUACAAUGGGGUUAUCUCAUACAAUUUUUUAAUUGAUAUUUCUGUGUACUUCUUCCAUCUUCAAGAGUUGAGUAUGGUGUACUAUCUUGUAUUUCAGCUUUCUCGUGGAAGCUACAUAUCUAGUUUGUUUUUGUACUUCUUUCUGCCAAUGAUAAAUGAGCACUAGAUGCUUGGGGAUUUUUAGUGGUAGGAUUCUUGUAUUUAUGUGAUUGUGAUAUUGAAAUCCAGUUUUACACAAUUGCAUAUUAAGAUGUAUGGCCAGCAUAUCUUUCUAUUUAA